AUGCGGGGACCGGGGCCUGGCAGGAGGGGACCGCGCUUCCCGGUGCUUCCCGCUGCCCUCGGGGCCUGUGCCUGCGGAGCCGGGAGUUCAGCCAAAGCGCAACUUGCUGGUAACGAUCGAUCUUUCCCGAUCGGCUCCUGGCAGACGCCCUUCGGGCUCCUCAGAGUGUUCAGCGUUGUGAUCCCGUUCCUGUAUGUCGGGACUCAGAUCAGCAAGAACUUCGCGGCCCUACUUGAAGAACAUGACAUCUUUGUCCCAGAGGAUGACGACGACGACGAUUAAAGGAACUGUAAUGGAAGAACAGAAGGGAGUAAACCAUUGACAAAGCAAUGGUUCCAACAUCUGUCACCUGUGUUUUGCCUUUGCUAAAUGGGACAGGGGGCCCUGUAUCCCCUGUGCCAGCGAGUGUCCUGCACAUGUCUGUAAGACAGAAAUCUGUAGAUCAGGGCUGAAGGAAGUGCUUGAUAGGCCCUGCAUCCUUGCACACACGCUCACCUCAAAGACUGCUUGAGAUUCCUUUUAUUAGCAAUAUGGGAAACACUUAAUUAAACAUCAAGAUUGAGACACAUG
Pterocles gutturalis (yellow-throated sandgrouse) is the source of this 570-nucleotide messenger RNA. It is a transcript of the gene SMDT1, whose product is annotated as single-pass membrane protein with aspartate-rich tail 1. The record is from RefSeq and is a predicted model, not a curated record. Lineage: Eukaryota; Metazoa; Chordata; Aves; Pterocliformes; Pteroclidae. Gene Ontology annotation, biological process: mitochondrial calcium ion homeostasis; calcium import into the mitochondrion. The transcript has 2 exons. The coding region runs from base 1 to 282 and encodes 93 amino acids. Gene Ontology annotation, cellular component: mitochondrial inner membrane; uniplex complex.